Molecule: messenger RNA, 2377 nt
Organism: Myotis davidii
Lineage: Eukaryota; Metazoa; Chordata; Mammalia; Chiroptera; Vespertilionidae
Gene: XRCC1
Product: X-ray repair complementing defective repair in Chinese hamster cells 1
Exons: 18
Coding region: 703-2310 (535 amino acids)
Biological process (GO): single strand break repair; base-excision repair; double-strand break repair via nonhomologous end joining
Cellular component (GO): nucleus
Molecular function (GO): damaged DNA binding
Source: RefSeq, a predicted model, not a curated record
AGGGGCUAAAGAGUGAUAGGGCCGGGGGGGCGGGGCUAGAGGAGAAGCUUGUUGCUAGGGAAUUCGGAGCCACGCUCCCGAGAGGCGGGACUGCGCUGGCGCCGGGUUGACGCGUGCGCCGGCGCGCCGCGGUUUGAAAGGCCCGAGCCUCGCGCGCGUGCGCACUUCAGCGCGCGCAGGGCGCACCCCCUCGUCGCCCCUGAAACUCGGACCCUCCUGCGUCCUUCAGGUCCCGCGAAGCCCACGACGCUGACAUGCCGGAGAUCCGCCUCCGCCAUGUGGUGUCCUGCAGUAGCCAGGACACGGUGAGGGACUAGGACCCACUGUGCAGACAACCUCCUCAAGGCGGACACCUACCGGAAGUGGCGCGCGGCCAGGGCGGGCGAGAAGACCAUCUCGGUGGUGCUCCAGAUUAACAACAGCAUUGCAGAAAUGGUAGUUCGGACUGGCCGCUUCAGUUUCUCUGCACUUGUUUUCUCAUCUGUCUUUUGGGAAUGAUGAGAUUCAGGCCCAGGGUUGUUGUGAUAAUUUGGUGACGUAACGUCUGCAGAGGUGCCCUGUCAACAGUUAGAGAAGGAGGAGCAGAUACAUAGUGUGGACAUCGGGAACGAUGGCUCGGCCUUUGUGGAGGUGCUGGUGGGCAGCUCGGCUGGAGGGGCCGGGGAGCAAGACUAUGAGGUCCUUCUGGUCACCUCGUCUUUCAUGUCCCCUUCUGAGAGCCGAAGUGGCUCCAACCCCAACCGUGUUCGCUUUUUUGGACCUGAGAAGUUGGUCCGGGGAGCAGCUGAGAAGCGCUGGGACCGAGUCAAAAUUGUUUGCAGCCAGCCCUAUAGCAAGGACUCCCCCUAUGGCCUGAGUUUUGUACGGUUUCACAGCCCUCCAGACAAAGAUGAGGUAGAGGCUUCACCCCAGAAGGUGACCAAGCUUGGCCAAUUCCGUGUAAAGGAGGAGGAUGAGGGUGCCAGCUCCCUGAGACCAGGGGCCCUCUUCUUCAGCCGGAUCAAUAAGACAUCCACUGCCACCACCAGUGACCCAGCGGGACCCAGCUAUGCAGCUGCCACACUGCAGGCCUCAAGUGCCACCUCCUCCACCUCUCCAGCCUCCAGGGCAGUAGGCAGCACCUCCAAGCCUCAGGAGUCCCCCAAAGGGAAGAGGAAGUUGGAUUUGAAUCAAGAAGAAAGGAAGACCCCCAGCAAACCCUCAGCCCAGCCCUCACCACCUGCCCGCAAGAGACCCAAAUUGUCAGCACCCAUCUCUACCCCUGCCACUGCCUCAGUCCCUGCCCCAGCACGGGGGGCAGUGCCAGGGAAGGCCCGAGGAGAAGGCACGGAGCACAGGGCACCCCGAGCUGGCCCGCAGGAGAUGGGGACGAUCCUUAAGGGCGUGGUGGUGGUGCUGAGUGGCUUCCAGAACCCCUUCCGCUCGGAGCUCCGGGACAAGGCCCUAGAGCUCGGGGCCAAGUAUCGGCCAGACUGGACCCCAGACAGCACCCACCUCAUCUGUGCCUUUGCCAACACCCCUAAGUACGGCCAGGUCCUAGGCCUCGGAGGUCGCAUUGUGCGUAAAGAGUGGGUGCUGGACUGUCACCGCAUGCGGCAGCGGCUGCCCUCCCGGAGGUACCUCAUGGCAGGGCCAGACUCCAGCAGCGAGGACGAGGGCGGCCCUCACGGCGGCGGCAGCGGGGAUGAAGCCCCACAGCUUCCCCAAAAGACCAAAACCAAGGCCCCUCAGGCAGCGGGAUCCAGCUCACCCCAGACAGCCUCCACUCCAGAAGAGACCAAACCAGCCUCACCCGGGUCCCAGGAAGAUACCCACACUGAGGGGGAGUGGUCAGCAGGACAGGACAAUGGAGCGGAAGAUUCUGAGGACACUGAGGAUGAGCUGAGAAGGGUGGCUGAGCAGAAAGAACGAAGGCAGCCCCCUGGCCAGGGGGAGAAUGGUGAGGACCCAUAUGCGGGAUCCACAGAUGAGAACACUGACAAUGAGAGUCCCCCAGAGUCUCCUGACCUGCCAAUUCCUGAACUCCCAGACUUCUUCCAGGGCAAACACUUCUUCCUGUACGGGGAGUUCCCUGGGGACGAGCGGAGGAAGCUCAGCCGCUAUGUCACAGCCUUCAAUGGGGAGCUCGAGGACUAUAUGAGCGACCGGGUCCAGUUUGUAAUCACAGCACAGGAGUGGGACCCCAGCUUUGAGGAGGCCCUGAUGGACAAUCCCUCCCUGGUGUUUGUCCGCCCGAGAUGGAUCUACAGUUGUAACGAGAAGCAGAAGUUACUUCCUCACCAGCUCUAUGGGGUGGUGCCUCAGGCCUGAAGUAUGUGCUUGUGCACACACACACGCGUGCACACACACACACACACACACACACACAAGUUUAAUU